Acanthamoeba castellanii str. Neff is the source of this 1902-nucleotide messenger RNA. RefSeq names its product kelch repeatcontaining protein. The transcript is spliced from 7 exons. Lineage: Eukaryota; Discosea; Longamoebia; Acanthamoebidae. Gene Ontology annotation, molecular function: protein binding. The record is from RefSeq and is a predicted model, not a curated record. The coding region runs from base 1 to 1902 and encodes 633 amino acids.
AUGACAGCCAGACCCUUGACUGCCUCGCUUGCCCAGGCCCGCGGCAGAUUGGCGGCAACCACGGUCGGCAGCCUGGCCUUCUUCGCUGGAGGCUACAACAGCGCUUCGGGGGUCUCUUCCGUGUGCGACAUCUACAACGCGUCGUCCGGCAGCUGGACGCAGGCAUCGCUCCCCCAGGGCCACUACAGCUUGGCCGCAACGUCGGUCGGCGGCCUGGCCCUCUUCGCCGGAGGCUACCGCGCGACUGCGGCUCUCUCCUCCCGGGUGGAGAUCUACAACACGUCAUCCAACCUCUGGACCAACACCUCGCUCAUCCAGGCCCGCUACCUCAUGGCCGCUACCUCGGUUGGCGGCCUGGCCUUCUUCGCUGGAGGUGUCGCUACCAGUGGGAGCUUCUCCAAUGUGGUGGAGAUCUACAACGCGUCGUCCAACCUCUGGACCAACACCUCGCUCUCCCAGGCCCGUUACGGCUUGGCGGCAACGUCGGUCGGCGGCCUGGCCUUCUUCGCCGGGGGCAACGAUGGGGGUUACUGCAACCGGGUGGACAUCUACAACGCCUCAUCCAACCGCUGGACGCAAGCCACACUCUCCCAGGCCCGCUGGGACUUGGCAGCCACCUCGGUCGGCGGCCUGGCCCUCUUUGCUGGAGGGGCCAUCAGUGGUUCGAGCUCCUCGGCGGUGGUGGACAUCUACAACGCAUCGUCCGACAGGUGGACCACGGCCACGCUCGCCCAGGCCCGCCAGAACUUGGUCGCCACCUCGGCCGGCAGCCUGGCCUUCUUUGCUGGCGGCUUCGAUAGCUCGAAUGGCAUCUCCUCCUCCAUGGUGGACAUCUACAACGCGCUGUCCGACAGCUGGACCACGGCCUCGCUCUCCCAGGCCCGCCACUUCUUGCAAGCAGCCUCCGCCGACGGCCUGGCGCUCUUCGCCGGAGGCUACGAUGGGGCCGUGCACUCCUCCGCGGUGGACAUCUACAACAUCUCGGCCACUCGCUCGGCAGUUCCGGUCCCUUUAACCGUCGUGGCGGCCGAGUUCAACCUCACCACGCCGGCCAUUACCAUCAGCAGCAGCCAAUCAUCAGGUAAGGUCGUCGACCUCAACUUGGUGAGUCUGGAAGAGAUCUCGCCACUCGACACCGUGCUGGAGACGAUCGAUCUCCAAGACGUGGGGUGGACGGUGGAGCAGAAGAAUGGAUCAGCAACAGGUGGCCAGACCAGCGAGUACGUCUUCACCAGCCAUCUCGGCGCGGCGACCAGUGGAGCCAACAACGCAACUCUUCAAUACCUCUUCAACACCUUUGGCUCCGAUGAGCUCAUCACCACCGAGAGCAACUACACCUUCACGGUCACGCCAGCGUUGCUCAAGUUUUCCCUCAACGUCGGCUCGUGGAAAUGGAAGAACGCCACGUCGGGCAAGCUGCGGUUGGCGAUCAGGAUCUCUCCCCCGUUCGUGCGCUACACGCGGUGGGUCGACACGCCGCAGGCGGGCAUGACCACGUUCCACUUCGCCAGCGCCACGGCCGACCAGGCCAGCACCGUGGUGCGUCUCCUCAAUUUUGCCGAGCAGUCGGGAGAAAGCCCGUCGCGCGUGUCGAUGGCAGCUUCGGCAGAGGUCGCCAGCUCGUUGCUGCUCCUCACCUUCGACCACUUCAACGACACUCUGCUGUUCGACCCAGAUUUUGGACUGUUGCUGAGCGGCCACGAAGGGAGUGGUCAAGGGGGAAGCAGCGAUGAUGUGGGCCUCAUCAUCGGCGUGUCGGUGGCGAUACCACUGGCCAUAGCAUUCGUCCUGUUGUUCAUCGCCGUUGCGUUGGCGGUGGCUGUCCUCAAGCGCAGAGCGGCCAGGAGCAGAGGAGCGGUUGCCUUUGACGCCAGUACCCUCGACAGUGACGAUCAGCUGUAG